Cyclopterus lumpus (lumpfish) is the source of this 4568-nucleotide messenger RNA. RefSeq names its product kelch-like family member 4 (gene klhl4). Lineage: Eukaryota; Metazoa; Chordata; Actinopteri; Perciformes; Cyclopteridae. The record is from RefSeq and is a predicted model, not a curated record. Gene Ontology annotation, molecular function: protein binding.
GAACAGCAGCAGAGGGGACUGGGCAGGGCUUGGGAGAUUUUAUUAUUUUAUUUCAUGAGUAUAUAUGUAUAUUUGUCAGUGUGAGUGUGUGUGUGUGUGUGUGUGUGUGUGUGUGUGUGUGUGUGUGUGUGUGUCUGCAGAAGAGAGACAAGCAGAGGAGAGAGAGAGAAAGCGAAAAACAGGGGAGACGAAGGGGAGGGAGUGUGGAUCAUGCAUGUGCAUUAACUCGGCUCCAGCGGCACAGCAGCAGCAGCAAACAGAAACAGCAGCAGCACAGGAGGGAAAGAGUGUGUAUGUGUGUGUGAGAGAGAGAGAUAGAGAGAGAGAGAGAGAGAGAGAGAGAGAGGGAGAGGGAGAGGGAGAGGGAGAGGGAGAGUUGGAGGGAGGGUAGUAAUCUCAGGCACAGGAACAAAAGCUGCGGAGGACUGCUUUCCAUCUCCUCUAAAAGAACAACGGAGGAGAAACAGAAGGAGGAGGGGGUGGACAUGAUAGUAGUGAGACAAUAACGGAAGAGAAGAGGCACAUUAUAGUAAGUGAGGACUGAAAUCCAGGCGCUCCUCAUCUCUGCUCUCCAUGUUUUUGGGGACUCAACGUACCAUUGCCUUCGUCUCCAACCCAGAGGAGGAUGUCUGUGUCGGGGAAGAAGGAAUUUGACGUGAAGCAGAUCCUCAGGCUCCGCUGGCGCUGGUUCAGCCAUUCAUCCCAAGGUUCGGCUGGUGGUGGAGGAGGUGGUGGUGGCGGGGUGGGAGGCUACAUCCAGCAGGAUGGCCUGGAUCACAGAGGAACAGCUGUCCAGGGCCGGCUGAAGAGUCACUCACGGGAAAGAGGUGUUGGAGGACUACGGAAGACUAACAGCCCGGUCCACAGCAUCUUGGCCCCGACGCCAGGGCCCACACCUGUUUAUGUCAGAGCAGGUCAACAAUCAUGGCACCAUCCGCAGAACACCAUUCAGGGUCUCCAGGUCAACCAGGAAUCUUCAAAGAGCAGCUCCUCACCCAGCACCCCAAGGAAAGAGGACGCCAUUACUGGCCAGGAAGAUGUAAAGAACAGCACAGUGGAACCUGCAGAGAUGGAGGCAAGAGAGAGGUUGGCUCUGAGCACCUUCUCCAGAAUGAACACCAACUCCUCUGAUGAAUUUUUUCCAGGCCACAAACAUGCGGAACAGACUUUCCGGAAGAUGGAGACUUACCUCCAGCACAAGCAGCUGUGUGAUGUCCUCUUGAUAGCAGGGGAUCAUAAGAUACCCGCCUCACAGGUUGGUAUUUUGCCGUGUCGGACUACUUUUGCUGCUAUGUUCACCAGCGACGUGAGAGAGGCAAAGCAGGAGGAGAUCAAGAUGGAGGGAGUCGAUCCAGAGGCCCUCAGAUCCCUGGUUCAUUUCGCCUACACCGGCGUCCUUGAGCUGAAAGAGGAGACCAUUGAGAGUUUAUUGGCGGCGUGCGCCCUCCUCCAGCUUUCACAAGAUCAGGUUUGCUGUAACUUCCUGAUGAAACAGCUGCAUCCUUCCAAUGGCCUGGGAAUACGCUCCUUUGCAGACGCCCAAGGCUGCGUGGACCUGCUCAAUGUGGCCCAUAACUACACCAUGGAACACUUCCUGGAGGUCAUUCAGAACCAGGAGUUCAUGUUGCUCCCCACGGCUGAGAUUGUUAAGUUGCUCUCCAGCGAUGAGAUCAAUGUCCCCGAUGAGGAGACCAUCUUCAAGGCUUUGAUGAUGUGGGUGCGGCACGAUGUCCAGCACCGACAACAGGACCUUGGGGUGCUUCUCGCCUUCAUCCGCCUGCCUCUUCUUCCUCCACAGCUCCUUGCCGAUCUGGAAAACAACAAGAUGUUCUCCGAUGAUCUGGAAUGCCAAAAGCUGCUGAUGGAGGCCAUGAAGUACCAUCUUCUGCCUGAGAGACGUCCCAUGUUUCAGAGCCCAAGAACCAAACCUAGAAAGUCCACUGUGGGCGCACUUUAUGCUGUAGGAGGGAUGGAUGCUACCAAAGGCUCCACCACUGUAGAGAAGUACGACCUGCGGACUAACACUUGGGUCCAGGUUGGAGCCAUGAACGGACGCCGGCUGCAGUUUGGUGUCGCCGUAAUAGACAACAAGCUGUAUGUGGUCGGAGGGAGGGAUGGACUCAAGACAUCCAACAUGGUGGAGUGCUAUAAUCCGAUCAAUAAAGUGUGGUCGACCAUGCCUCCCAUGUCUACACACAGACAUGGCCUUGGUAUUGCUGUGCUGGAGGGCCCAAUGUAUGCUGUGGGAGGCCACGACGGCUGGAGCUACCUCAACACAGUGGAGCGCUGGGACCCGCAGGCCAGACAGUGGAACUAUGUGGCCAGUAUGUCGACACCACGGAGCACCAUGGGAGUCACAGCACUCAAUGGAAAACUGUUUGCAGUAGGCGGUCGAGACGGCAGCUCAUGUCUGAGGUCAAUGGAGUGCUUCGAUCCGCACACCAACAAGUGGAGCAUGUGUACUCCCAUGGCCAAGAGGCGAGGAGGAGUGGGUGUGGCCACGUACAACAACUUCCUGUAUGCUGUAGGCGGCCACGAUGCCCCAGCAUCCAACCACUGUUCUAGACUCUCCGAUUGUGUUGAAAGGUAUGACCCAAAGACGGACACAUGGACCACUGUGUCCUCCCUCAGUGUUCCCCGGGACGCAGUGGGUGUUUGCCUGCUGGGGGACCGGCUUUAUGCUGUGGGUGGAUACGAUGGUCAGUCAUAUCUGAACACUGUCGAGUCCUACGAUGCGCAGAACAAUGAGUGGACUGAGGAGGUCCCUCUCAACAUUGGCAGGGCAGGCGCCUGCGUGGUGGUGGUGAAAUUGCCUUGAGCGCUUUGUCUCACGACAGCGGCGAAGAAGAGCGGACAAACAAAACAACGGAUCAAGGACGCAUCCUUCGGGAGUCAUGUUUUCUUUUUUCGUCUUUAACUCGGCUUUCCAUAUUUUUUUUCCGAAGGAGACACAGACAGAGCCUUGCCCAUAAGCCAUUGUUUCUAUCAUUAGUGGACAUGCCUUCCCACUGGGGAGGACUUGCACUGCACAUUCUCCACAUUCUUAACCGAUCAAGAAUUUUCAUAGACUUGGCUGAGCUGUAGCAAGUGCCGAGCCUUUUGUUGUACCGCUUUUGUUAUACUAGUUUUUUGAAAACGUUCUGUGUAUGUCUGUAAGAUUAAAUGUAAAAGCAACAUUUCGAGCAAAUAAGCCUGCAGGUUAGUUUACAUCUAUACAGAGACUUUUCUUAUCAGUGUCAUCACAUACAGUACAGUAUAUUUUGGGGUUUAUAUUUCACUUUAUAGACACUCAAAUGAAAGUUAUUACGAUACAUACAUGUAACCUUGUUCCUGUGUCUUUUCUUAGUGGGUGGUCUUACAAUAUUCGUACACUUUAGGGAAGAAGACCAUUGUGAACGUGAGUUUGAAGUACAGGAAAGAAAUCCAACUUUGUGGCGAAUAAUAUAUUUGGACACUUUCUUUUUUUAUUGAGCCUGUAGCUACGGAACACCAAAGUAAUUUGCUUGUUUUAGAAGUCGUGUUGCACAUUAUAUGAAAGUUUUACAAAAUUGUGAAUUACAAAAAAUAUAUCAUAUUGAUAUUUCAUAUUGCUGUAGAUUUUUGUGAACUUUCCCAAAACUAUAUUUGUGUUGCUAGAAUCAUGCCUAAACCAGUGCACCCUGGUGACUACAGUUAUUAUUUUUAUUUUGUCUUUAUUUCUGUGCAUGCUGACUGAGCGAAUGUUUUAUUUGAUUUAUACAAUAAUAUAUAUCAACAUCACUGUCUGUUCUGUAUGUUCUAGGAUAGGAUGCCUUUUGGGUCAUGUAGAUGAUCUUAACAUUCACAACACUACCAUUAGAUUAACACAGCAGCGACACUCGGGUCACCCAAACCAGCAUUCUGAGUCGCAUGUGCAACAUUCGAGAAACUUGAUUUCAACAGAACUUCACUAAUGUGACUUUGGUUACAAUUUUUAGGUUCAUAGUUGGUUGUUCUGCCCAAACCAGUUGAAACAUUACUAACUUUAUCACAAUUACAACAAUUUGUAAUUGUAAUUAUAACAUGUUUUUGGGGCCAAAUGUUAGUUUUUAUCUUAAUUUUGUACAGCAUGCAAAACUAUAAAUAAAAUGACUUCAGUCAUCUCUGCAUGUUCAAAUCCAUGUGUAGAGCUGAAUGUGGUCCCUCAGUUGCCGGGUUUUGAUUUCUCUUGUUCUGCUUUGAGUUAACUAAACAGAUUUGGAAACCUCUUUGAAGUCGUCAUUAACCUCAGUGUUCUUCUUAUUGCUGCAGUGACUUUUUAAAUCAAGCGCAUGUUUGCAGAUAUCACUCGACAGACUGAGGACCAACUGUCUUUGCUUGCCUUUGUUUUUUCAUUGUUUACCCUCAAAAUAGUUUCAAGGUCCCCCCAACCUUCUCUCUCUUGUUUGGUAUGAUUUUGAUGUGUACAAAAAACUGGCUUAUGUGGUCACGUGAAGAGUUGUAGUUAUUUUCAGAAUAUACAACAUAUUACUCACCCAUUAUCUUUUUUAUUUGAGGCAUAUUUAUUUUUAUGUUGGAUUGUGUGAAGAUUAAUCUCCUUCUCUAACUCU